AUGUCCUUUGAGAAAGACGAAAAGGAAACCAACCUAGGAGAGGUCCACGAUAUCGAGGAGGUGGAGCCCUCGCUGCUUGACUGGGUUGCCCAGAAGCUCGGAGUCCCCCCUAACGACAUCGACGGUACUUAUCCUGCCGAAGUCCAUUUCAUGGCCGAGAAGUUCGCCGCCAUGACCGAGGAUGAGGCCCUGGUCAUCUGCAAGGAGAACCUGGCCUACCAUCAGGUCGACCCUAACUUCCGAGAGGAGUACAAGAUUGAGCUUGAGGAGCUUCUCAACUCAUACCACGGCUCCCAUGACCCCACACAGCAGUCCGUCUACGUGGACGAGAAGGAGGACCACGACGUGGACCCCACCGAGCGAGCUAUGCUGCUACGAUACUGGGCGACCAUCUUUUACUGGUGGUCUCCAUACCCCGAGGUGCGAUCCGUCACUGACCCCUUUGACGACGUGAACCAGACCACUCUCACCUGGCGAGUGUACGUGGUGGGCACCAUCUGGGUCGCCGUCGCAGCCUUUGUCAACACCUUCUUCCAUCCUCGUCAGCCCGCCAUUUCUCUAUCAGGCUCGGUCUGCCAACUGCUGCUCUACCCCUCCGGUCGUCUCCUCCAGUACGCUCUGCCUGACUGGGGCUUCACUAUCCGAGGCAAGCGAUUCACCCUCAACCCCGGAGUCUGGUCCCAGAAGGAACAGCUGCUCUGCACCAUCAUGGUCACCUGCGCCCUCGGAACCCCCUACAUCACAUCCAACGUGCUCACCCAGUACAUGCCCAUCUACUACAACCAGUCGUGGGCCGGUGGCUUUGGCUACUCCUUCCUCAUGAUGCUGGUUACCCAAUACAUGGGCUUUGGUCUGGCCGGUCUGCUGCGACGAGUGUGUGUCUACCCUGUGAAGUCCAUGUGGCCUACUCUUUUACCCACUCUGGCCGUGAACAAGGCGCUGCUAGCCCCCAACCGAAAGGAAAAGAUCAAUGGCUGGUCCAUCUCUCGAUACUACUUUUUCUUCCUCGUCUUCUGCGGCUCCUUUCUCUACUUCUGGAUCCCCAACUACCUUUGGGAGGCCCUGUCCACCUGGAACUGGAUGACCUGGAUCGCCCCCAACAAUGACAACCUUGCCAUCAUCACCGGCUCGGUUGGAGGUCUCGGAUACAACCCCAUCCCCACCUUUGACUGGAACAUCAUCAACUUUGGUAUCCAGCCCAUUCUGCUGCCCCUUUACACCUCCAUCAACAUGUACGUCGGAGUUUUCAUUUCGGGUUUCUUCAUCAUGGGCAUCUGGUACUCCAACAACAACUACACCAAGUGGAUCCCCAUCAACACUAACACCCUGUACGACAACACUGGAAAGAAGUUCAAGGUUACCAAGAUUCUGACUGAUUAUGUAUUUGACGAAGAAAAGUACAAGAACUACUCUCCCCCUUACUACUCAGCCGCCAACCUCGUUACCUAUGGAGCUUUCUUCGCCAUCUACCCUCUGUCCUUUGUCUACACCGUGCUGUGCAACUACGAGAUGAUGUGGGUUGCCAUCCGAGAUACUGCUCUAGCCAUGAAGAACUUCCGACGAUCCAACUACGAGGGUCUCGAGGACCCCUUCUCCCGACACAUGAAGAAGCACAAGGAGGUUCCUGACUGGUGGUUCUAUGUCAUUCUGCUCAUCAUGUUCGGUCUGUCGAUCGCUCUGGUCGAGCACUGGCCCACCAACACCCCUGUUUGGGUCAUUGUUCUGUGUCUUGGUCUUGUCUUCGUCUUCAUCAUCCCCUUCACCCUCUUCCUGUCUUUCACCGGUGUGCCUCUAUCUCUUAACGUGUUGGCUGAGCUCAUUGUUGGAUAUGCUCUUCCCGGUAAGUUCCAGGCUCUCAACCUGGCCAAGGCUCUGUCUGUUCAGAUUGCCUCUCAGGCCCAGAACUACGCCAGUGACCAGAAGCUCGUUCACUACUCCCACCUUGCUCCUCGAGACAUCUUUGCUACCCAGCUGUGGGCCACUCUUGUCAACGGUCUUGUUGCCCUCGGUGUGAUGCAGUUCCAGAUGCACGACGUCAAGAACAUCUGUGAGCCCGAUAACGCCAUGAAGUUCACCUGCCCCAGCGAAACCACCUUCUUCUCUGCCUCAAUCAUUUGGGGAGUCAUUGGACCCAAGCGAAUCUUCGACCACCAGUACCCCACUCUCAAGUGGAUGUUCCUGCUCGGAGCUGGAGUCGGUCUCCUCUUCUGGUUCAUCCAGGUGAUGCUUCCUAAGAUUCUCCUCAAGUACAAGCCCGAAAAGACCCAGGCCAUUCUGCGGUACCAGCGAAUUGUGACCAAGUUCCACCCCGUCAUUUUCUGCCAGUCUUGCCUCAACUGGGCCCCUUACAACCUGUCCUACUUCACUGGCGGUCUGUACGCCGCCAUCUUCUUCAACGGCUACGUCAAGACCCGAUUCCUCGCCUGGUGGAGAAAGUACGCCUACGUCUUCUCAGCUGGCAUGGACACCGGUAUCGCUCUCAGUGGUAUCAUCAUCUUCUUUGCCGUGCAGUACAACGACUACAGCAUCAGCUGGUGGGGCAACAAUGUCCCGUACGCUGGAGUCGAUACUCUCGGUGUCACUCAUCCUCCCCUUCCUGAUGUGGGCUACUUUGGUCCUGGUCCCGAAAACUAUCCUUAA
Messenger RNA from Yarrowia lipolytica CLIB122, 2640 nucleotides. RefSeq lists its product as uncharacterized. Gene Ontology annotation, biological process: transmembrane transport. The record is from RefSeq and is a predicted model, not a curated record. Gene Ontology annotation, molecular function: oligopeptide transmembrane transporter activity. Gene Ontology annotation, cellular component: plasma membrane. Lineage: Eukaryota; Fungi; Ascomycota; Dipodascomycetes; Dipodascales.